AUGUCCACUAAAAAUGCUCUUGAUAAAUUAUAUCAAGAUGAUGAAGACGUUCCAACUGUUUUUAUUGAUUCGGAGAAAUACAAGGAUCUUAGUUCAGUUAAUAAAAUUGAAUCAUUGGUUUUAAAUAUAAAAUUUGCUAAGCUAUUUCCAUACUUUCAUUUAAGUGUUAAUCAUGAACUUCAAUACGACGAAGUUAAAGAGAAGUAUAUUGUGGCAGCUUACUCCAUCUGUAAACAGAUGGGGGAGUCUAGGGAUGUUGUUGGUAGAAAUUUAUACUAUCAAGGGAAAUCUUUUUGGAAUGAUGCAUCAGAAUGUUAUGAAAAAUGUUUUGAAAUUUUUAAUCUACUUGAAAUAGAUCCAACAGAAAUCGGAAUUAGAUUCAUCUAUAAAGCUCAUUAUUAUACCAAUAUUUUUCCAAUGGAUACAUUUGAAGAAUUGCAUCAUCGUCAUUUAGAUAUAUUUAAAAAUCAGGACCACAAUCAAGAAGUAUUAUUGAUCGUUUUGGAAAAAGAUACUGUUUUUUACCAAAUUUGUGAUUGGUUGAAAAAGUUAGGUGACAAAUUCAAGAGAAAGGUUUUAAUUUUAAGUGGUCAAGGCCAACCAUCAAUACCAACAAAAAAUUUUGUGAAAAAAUUAACAGAAUGGUAUAAAAAUAAUUUAAAAACCAUUGGUUUAUUCGACUAUGAUCUUCAUGGGUUACUCAUUGGAAAUCAAUACCAACAAAAAUGUGAAAGAAUCAAGUUUAUAAAGAUUAUAGACCCAGAAUGUACUAGAUAUCAUGUGGAAAAAAAAGAUAGAACUGGUUUAAAAAAUUUAGCUGACGAUCCAAUUGCACCAACAUAUAUUAGGAGAUCAGCAAUGGAUUUAUAUUCUUCUUUCGAUGAGAAUAUUCCCAAGGCAACCCCAAUUGAUUCACAUGCUACAUUGCUGCUUCAAUUAAUGAAACUUAUUUUGAACGAAAACUUUGAUGAAUUAUAUGCUAAGAACAUUUUUUUGGAAUUAAACAUUCCAGAAGCAAGUAAAACAAGAUUAGGAUCAUUAUUUCCACCAAUCAAAAGAAUAAUAUUUCAAGAUCAUGAUUCAUUAAAUAAGAAGAGAAAAUUCGUUAACGAUGAUGAUCGUAAAACUUUACUGCAGAAAAAAGUUAAAACCAAUACAUCUCAUUCCAAUAAAUAA
Molecule: messenger RNA, 1176 nt
Organism: Lodderomyces pseudojiufengensis
Lineage: Eukaryota; Fungi; Ascomycota; Pichiomycetes; Serinales; Debaryomycetaceae
Exons: 1
Coding region: 1-1176 (391 amino acids)
Biological process (GO): meiotic DNA double-strand break processing; meiotic DNA double-strand break formation; reciprocal meiotic recombination
Cellular component (GO): nuclear chromosome
Molecular function (GO): DNA topoisomerase type II (double strand cut, ATP-hydrolyzing) activity; DNA binding
Source: RefSeq, a predicted model, not a curated record